This is a messenger RNA of Cloeon dipterum, 1144 nucleotides long. Its product is annotated as basic phospholipase A2. Bases 138 to 734 code for a protein of 198 amino acids. The transcript is spliced from 3 exons. Gene Ontology annotation, molecular function: calcium ion binding; phospholipid binding. Gene Ontology annotation, biological process: arachidonate secretion; phospholipid metabolic process; lipid catabolic process. NCBI's taxonomy places the organism in Eukaryota, Metazoa, Arthropoda, Insecta, Ephemeroptera, Baetidae. The record is from RefSeq and is a predicted model, not a curated record.
CGUUCACCUCUCGAGGCUCAGGAGCGAGCGGAGAAAGCAAAAGCGCGGAGACGCGGCGUGCACAGUUGUACACUUGGCUGGUGCAGGGGCGGCGGUCGCCUCCGGAGCGCGAGAUUAUUGAGCCAGUUGUCGGCGCGAUGUGCCUCCACGCAGGAAUGCUCGCUCUCCUCGUGCUCGUGACUGCUUUCAGCUCCACAGCCCUCAAACAAAACGAUUCUACAGAUGUACAAGUUCCAGAUGAACCAAAAAGUGCGGAACUUGCCAUGGGAUACAGCCAUGACCCGUGGGGAUCACACCAGAGCAACCACCCUCCGGAGAAGAGUCGGCGGUCCAAGCGGCACGUGGUGCACCUGUACAACAUGGUCUCAUGCGCCACAGGAUGCGAUCCGCUGAGUUACAAGGGCUACGGCUGCUACUGCGGCUUCCUGGGUUCCGGCUUACCAACGGACGGCAUCGACAGGUGCUGCAAAAUACACGACUGGUGCUAUCAGUCGGCCAACUGCCCCAUGUUUCUCGAGUACUUCAUUCCGUAUUACUGGAAGUGUCUCUCAGGUCGCCAGCCCUUAUGUGCGGUCGAGCAUGGGGAGUGGGGCGGAGGAGGUUCGUGCGCGCAGAUGCUGUGCGAGUGCGACCGGCAGCUGUCCCUCUGCCUGAGGCAGUACCCGUGUCCUCGGACGAAAGCACUGUGCCACUCGUCGCCGCUGCGCCUUCUGCAGAAUGUGUUCAUGCUGUGAGCACCCCCGCACCUCCCGUCAGCAUCACCGGACGCCCCGAGUACUUUUUGCUCAGCUCGCCUUCCACCUGCGCCGACAGUCAGUUAGCGUGGAAUCGAUUCACCUCGCCACAAGUGAGUGGUGCCGCCCUUACCUGAGAUUGCAGCCGACGCGUUUGCUGGAUCAGUGUCUGCGUGGCCGGGCCCAGACGGGCGGCUUCUGCCACAGCCUCGCUGCGCUGCUCGGCCGCCAGCGUGGCACGUGCCUGCAUUCUCGCCUCCAGAGACAAUUUCUGGCUCAGUUGCUCAGCUAACUGGUCUGCGUACCUGAACAUAGAGUUAGUGCAGUUGAAAACCUCAUGUGCCAAAGAGGAGUUUGUACAUACCAAGCAGUAUUUUUGUAUAAAAUGUUUUCUAUUUAAAAUACAGAAA